Odontomachus brunneus is the source of this 2245-nucleotide messenger RNA. Its product is annotated as UPF0472 protein C16orf72 homolog. The coding region runs from base 1 to 726 and encodes 241 amino acids. The record is from RefSeq and is a predicted model, not a curated record. The transcript is spliced from 5 exons. NCBI's taxonomy places the organism in Eukaryota, Metazoa, Arthropoda, Insecta, Hymenoptera, Formicidae.
AUGACCGACGACCGGAGUGAGGACGAUCCGAUAAUGGACUUUUGGUACAGUAGUUGGGAACAGCAAUGUGUUGAGUCAAUCGAGGCCGAGCCUGAUUAUGAGGGGCAGCUGCACAAUGAGAAGGAAGUCUAUUCGCAGCAGAUGUGGGCGAGCUUCCAGACCACAGCGUCAGCCAUCGCCCAGCUGUACAAAGAUCGAACGUUGGGUGUAUCUUUGUGGGUACCGUUUCAGACUGCUGCUGGUACUGUCACGUCACUGUACAAAGAUUCCAUCGAUAGUAUGAGGCGUUGUAGUGAUCUGGGAAUAGAAAUGGGAAAACAAAAGCGUAGCAAAGAAAUUCUGAAUUGGGCAAGGAAAAAAAGACGUAUGAUACGCAGAGAAGAUCUUCUUGCAUAUUUGGCUGGUAGACCACCGCCACCUCGACCACAUUCGCACAGAAGUUCACCUAAGCCGCGUAUGAUGGUGUGUGGCUCUCCUCCAUCACAGAGUCCAACACCGAGUAUGGUUGUUGCUCCAACACCAACACUAGGCAGCAAUCCAGAUCCCGACUUGCACACAUUUAGAGAGGCCAUUGCAUUAUCUGGUUCACCGAUGUCUCGACGUAGCGGACGACAAGCUGAACUGUCGGCCUUUAUUAGCAACGAACUCGCUCGGAAUCAUAAACGGCCUGCUUCACACGACGUGGAUAUGGGAUCCCCUACGCACAAACGUACGCGCUUUAUGUAACGGCGCGCGACAUGUAAGGUAGUUUUACUCCCUUGAUCCCUGUUAAUUAAUUGAUCAAUUCGUAAUUAAAUAGUUCAGCUCCCCUAUAUAGCUCUCCCGGUUACGUAUAAUUGUUUGAGGAAAAUGGUAGUGGUUCAUACUGCCAGAUAAGCACGUUCGUAUGUAUCUCCGUUACUUUCUACUGCCAAUAUUAAUUUACAUGCCGUUCAAAAAUUAUUCAACUUCAUAAUACUUGUGUGUUUGUAGAUCAUAGAUUACAAGUCGAUUACACGGAUAGAUUACACAGUGCUCGAAUAAUUUAAUUUAUGAAUUAGCUUUUUUCCCUUAACAAAAUGAUGAUAUAUGCCAACGUUUCAUUUCUGAUUGUUCUAAUUUCUCAUGAAAGUGAUUUUAUAAGGGAGCUUAUGAGUGCGAUUUAAUUAUGUAUAUUAUGUUACCAGUACAUAUAGAGUCAUACAAGUGAGAGCGCACGAACGUGUCUUAAUACUGUUUAAAGUGCCCACACUUUAAAGUGCGAUGAUUGAUCUUAUUUUAUGUGCAAAAGUUUGUAUACGAUUGUCAUUUUGUCAAUCUGUAAAUCAAUUUGCAAGGAACUAGCCAGACGCAUAACAUCAAUCUGAAAUACUAAAUCUUUAUAUGAACAGGAUUGAUAUUGAAGUAUAUCGAAAUUCAUAGCGGCUGGUAGACAUCCUAUUUAUCAAUCGUUCUCGUCGGCCUGCUACAUCACAUAUGGGUGAAAUUCUCGAUAGAUAAAACGAAAAAUAUUCUUUCGCUAUAAGCUGAUGACAAUUCGUGUAAAAAAAAACAGGGGGAGAAAAGAAAGAGAGAAGAUACGAUUGUACUAUAUUUGUUCUCAAUUCAAAGAAUUGUUUAGGUCGUUGAUUAUAAUAUUGUUGUUAUUAUAUCACGAGAAUAGGCAAUUAAUUUUCUGACUGCUUUUUGGCAAAAUAAUAUAAAAUAUUGUGUGAAUAUAAAAACAUUUUAUAUUAUUUGCAUCGUUGAUAACUGUGAAGGUAUAUCAAUGAUAUUACUCGCAAUGUAUGCAUUUUUUAAAUUUAUUAUAUAGGAAUAUGUAUCUCUUGCAAAAGUAUUAUUUUUUUAUGUAAUUUUUAUAUUUGUUAAUGCUGAAAAUAUGUUUUUCAUUUGAGAGUAUAAAAAAAUUUAAUUUAUAUAUAUCGUUGGACCAAAUGCAUUAAGAAACUAAGAAUCUAUGUUAAGAAAUCUUUAAUGUUGUAAUCAAUUUUAGCAAUACGUUGCGGAUAAUUACAUUGACUCACUUCAUAGAUACAACGAAAAAAAUUGGAUUAUUAACAUGUCAUGAAUAUGUCAAUAGAAUUAAGAAUAGUGCGAUAAUAAGAAUUGUUCUAUUUUUAUCGCACUCUAAACUUUAUUUACCGAAUAUUAUUGAUUUUUGUUUUCCUAAAUUCUUGUUAAUAUGUCUUAAUGUAUAGUAUAUUAUUGAACUACUAUCAUUUUUGUAUAAUAUCUAUUUAAUUAUAUAUAUUGUUUAUGUUACUUG